AUGACCCCCGCCGCGUCGCCGUCGCCGCUCCCCAAAGGCGCGUCGCCCUCGCCCUCGCCCUCGCCCGGCCCGUCCUCCUCCACCGCGCCGCGGCAUGCGCAGACCCCGCUGGACCGCCAGCGCACGCAGCUCGAGAAGCUGCUCAAGGACCCGGCCAAGCCCGCGUACAUCCCGCCGCCGCCGAAGGAGAAGACGAUCCGGCCGGCGCGCGAGAUGAUGAAGAACGUGCAGGGGAGCAGCGCCGGCGCGGGCAGCGGCGAGUUCCACGUCUACAAGGCCGCGCGGCGGCGCGAGUACGAGCGGCUCAAGAUGAUGGAGGAGCAGAAUCGCAAGGAGCAAGAGACGGCGGAGUUUGAGCGCAGGAAACGCGAGUGGGAGGAGCAGGCGGAGGCGAAGACGGCCAAGAACCGCGCGAAGCGGCUGAAGAAGAAGGAGAAAGCAAAGGCCAAGCACUCGGCCGACAAGGACGCGCAGGGGGACGACUCGCAGGGCGCUGCGAGGACGCGGGACGACGACGGCGCGCCGCUCAAGAAGCGGAGGCUGCUCGGCGGAAAGGAAUUGGUGUUUAAGAGACCGGGAGAAGAUGAUAGCGACGAGGAGGGCGGGGAGGUCGGGGAGGGUGACGAGGAGGCUGGACCGCAGCCGGAGGGCGGGGAGCAGGAGGGGAAGGAGGAGGCUCCGGCGCCUGUGCCCGUCACGGAGGGUCAUAAAAUUACCAUCAUCGAAGAGGACUAG
This is a messenger RNA of Gloeophyllum trabeum ATCC 11539, 735 nucleotides long. Its product is annotated as DUF1168-domain-containing protein. Gene Ontology annotation, cellular component: nucleolus. Gene Ontology annotation, molecular function: protein kinase binding; protein kinase inhibitor activity; double-stranded RNA binding. The coding region runs from base 1 to 735 and encodes 244 amino acids. The record is from RefSeq and is a predicted model, not a curated record. Gene Ontology annotation, biological process: negative regulation of protein kinase activity. The transcript has 2 exons. Lineage: Eukaryota; Fungi; Basidiomycota; Agaricomycetes; Gloeophyllales; Gloeophyllaceae.